AUGGGGAAUGCCUUCAGUGACUCUUGGGGCGGGAUGUCCUCUCAAGCCUCCCAGCAGCCUGGAAAUCAAAGGGGCCCUCCACAAGGUGCACUGAGAAACAGGCCACGCAAAACAGGCGCCAUCCAUAGGAUGCCUGCUCAAAAUCAAGUCCUUUUCCGUAUACCCACGAACAUGGCGCCGAUAUUGCCAUGCUACCUUAAGCUCUUGAAGCAACAGCGUAUCAAUGCCCUCUUGGCCGUUGAAAACGACUUCAUUUCCAAUUUUUCUCAGUCGACCUUUUACAAGCAAGUCAACAAGGAGCAGGAGCAGACAAUAGCGAAGCUUCGGGGGACGACACAAACGAUAGCUGUUGUUCAGGAAAUCAUUGACGAAGAGUUUCUGGUUGUAAAGAAGACAGAAUAUUCGAGCAUUUAUACAAAGGCACUUUCUUUUGUCGACCGAGAGCUUUUGCAGCCUAACGCCCUCGUGCAUUUAAUGGAAGAUGCACACAGAGAUAUUGUAGUUGGCGUUCUUUCUCACGACGAAGACCCUAACGUGACGAUGAUGAAAGUGAUUGAAAGGCCGAAAGACACCUACGCGGAUAUUGGAGGCCAGGACGAGGCCAUCAAGGAGCUACAGGAGACGAUACAGCUGCCCCUAACGAACCCUGAGUAUUUUGUGGACCUGGGGAUUGAGCCCCCACGCAGCUGCAUUCUCCACGGCCCGUCCGGAACGGGCAAGUCUCUCCUUGCCCGGGCAUGCGCUAAUGAGACGAGCGCGUGCUACAUGAAAAUGGCUGGGUCAGAGCUUAUCCAAAAGUACUCUGGAGAAGGCCCCCGCCUUGUACGAGAACUUUUCAAGGCUGCAAAGGCCAACCAACCGACCAUCAUCUUCAUCGACGAGGUUGAUGCCGUAGGAAGAAAGAGGUAUGAUGCAGAUUCAGGAGGUGCUAGAGAGAUACAGCGUACAAUGCUUGAGCUUUUGAAUCAGCUCGAUGGGUUUGACAGAACGGAAGGUGUCAAGGUCAUCAUGGCCACCAAUCUUAUUGAGAGCCUGGACUCGGCGCUUAUACGCGCGGGCCGUAUCGAUCGUAAGAUUUAUGUCGGGCUCCCAGACCUCACUGCACGCAGGCAGAUCUUUAAAAUACACACACGCAGGAUGAUGCUGGAUAAGGACAUCGUUGAAGAUGAGAUCCUUAAUUGUAAAGACGACCUUUCUGGUGCAGACAUCAAGGCUAUCACUUUGGAAGCAGGACUUCUUGCACUUCGAGACCGACGCAUCCGCGUGUGCAUGAGUGACUUCAGAAAGGCCCGCGAUAAAGUUCUGUACAAGAAGAUCCAGGAGGUUGGAGACCUGUACACAUGA
Giardia duodenalis is the source of this 1344-nucleotide messenger RNA. Its product is annotated as putative 26S proteasome ATPase subunit S4. Gene Ontology annotation, cellular component: proteasome regulatory particle, base subcomplex. Gene Ontology annotation, molecular function: ATP hydrolysis activity; proteasome-activating activity; ATP binding. The record is from RefSeq and is a predicted model, not a curated record. Bases 1 to 1344 code for a protein of 447 amino acids. The transcript has a single exon. NCBI's taxonomy places the organism in Eukaryota, Fornicata, Diplomonadida, Hexamitidae. Gene Ontology annotation, biological process: proteasome-mediated ubiquitin-dependent protein catabolic process.